AUGGCAGUCUCAAUCUUCACCUCCCCACCCCUAAUAAUAACCCUCUCCCUAGCCCUCCGCGCCACCCUCCUAAUCUACGGCUUCUGGCAAGACGCCGUCUCCCCCGUCAAAUACACCGACAUCGACUACCUAGUCUUCACCGACGCUGCACGCUACGUCUCUCAGGGCCUAUCGCCCUACUCGCGCGACACCUACCGCUACACGCCACUCCUAGCAUGGCUCCUCGUCCCCACGACCUGGAACGUAGCCGGAUUCUCGCUGUUCUCGUUCGGGAAGGUCCUGUUUGCUGCUGCGGAUGUGGUGGCUGGGUGGUUGGUUGCUAAGUGUUUAAGAACGCAUUAUGGGAUGGAUACGGGGAGGGCGAUGAAGUUUGCGUGUGUGUGGUUGUUGAAUCCGAUGGUUGCGAAUAUUAGUACGAGGGGGAGUUCGGAGGGGUUAUUGGGGGUUCUUGUUGCGGGGGUUUUGUGGGCGGCGUUGAGUAGGAGGGUUGUGGUUGCGGGGGUAUUGUUGGGGGUGGGAGUGCAUUUUAAGAUUUAUCCGUUUGUUUAUGGGGUGUCGAUUCUGUGGUGGUUGGGCGCCUCCACGUCCUCCAAGGACAGCGACAACGACAAGGGCAGCAACGGCAAAGAGAAAACGACACUACAGUCCAUUACCGGCUUCAUCACCCACUCCCGCAUCCUCCUAACCCUCACAGCCCUGACAACCUUCCUCGCCCUAAACAUAACCAUGUACACCCUCUACGGCACCCCCUUCCUCCAACACACCUACCUCCACCACCUCACCCGCAUCGACCACCGCCACAACUUCUCCCCCUAUAGCACGCUGCUCUAUCUCGCCUCCGUGGACGGCGGACACGGGUACGGGUAUAGAUUCGAGUCGUUGGCGUUUAUCCCGCAGAUUCUGCUUUCUGUGGCUGUGAUUCCGGUGGUGCUGGCGAAGAGGGAUUUGGCGGGGGCCAUGCUUGCGCAGACGUUUGCGUUUGUGGGGUUUAAUAAGGUUUGUACGAGUCAGUAUUUCCUGUGGUACCUUAUCUUCCUCCCGUUCUACCUACCAAACUCGUCUCUGUUGAGGAAACCCCGACUGGGGCUAUCAGUUGCUGCGUUGUGGGUUAUUGCUCAGGCACUCUGGCUCCACCAAGGUUUCCGUCUCGAAUUCCUCGGGGUAUCCAGCUUCGUACCAGGAUUAUUCCUAGCAGGCUUGUUUUUCUACGUCGUUAACUGCUGGAUUCUAGGAAUCCUGGUCCAGGAUGUUGGGGGAUUAUCAGCGCAAGAGCAGGUUGCGAAAUAG
Aspergillus glaucus CBS 516.65 is the source of this 1287-nucleotide messenger RNA. RefSeq names its product glycosylphosphatidylinositol-alpha 1,4 mannosyltransferase I. The transcript is spliced from 3 exons. Gene Ontology annotation, biological process: GPI anchor biosynthetic process. Gene Ontology annotation, cellular component: glycosylphosphatidylinositol-mannosyltransferase I complex; membrane. The coding region runs from base 1 to 1287 and encodes 428 amino acids. The record is from RefSeq and is a predicted model, not a curated record. Gene Ontology annotation, molecular function: GPI mannosyltransferase activity; alpha-1,4-mannosyltransferase activity. Lineage: Eukaryota; Fungi; Ascomycota; Eurotiomycetes; Eurotiales; Aspergillaceae.